This is a messenger RNA of Penicillium macrosclerotiorum, 255 nucleotides long. RefSeq lists its product as uncharacterized. The transcript has a single exon. Lineage: Eukaryota; Fungi; Ascomycota; Eurotiomycetes; Eurotiales; Aspergillaceae. The record is from RefSeq and is a predicted model, not a curated record. Bases 1 to 255 code for a protein of 84 amino acids.
AUGUCGACCAGAGGAUCAAACGCUAGAAGUGAAAUUGAGUGUGUCAUGCGGUCCAUGCGACGGGCAGGAGAACAGCCGUGGCCUUUUAUCCGGGGCAUCCGACGCUGGGCCGGCGUGUGGCUUGAGGAGGAGGAGGAGGAGGAGCAACUGUGGAUCGCAAGGGAUUGGGCCCGACUCCGCGGUUUCGUAAUUAGUGUGCGCACAGCUGAGGCGUCCGUCGAUCCACGGGGGAAGCGACGAAGCCGCGAAGAAUAA